CGUCGUGAUGCAGUUGGUGCGUGAGAUAAGAAGCCAUCGAUUUCCUUACGUGGAGUCCACUCGGCACUGCUCCUCGUCACCCUGACUUGUUGAUCCGAUCCAGCUUUCAAUCCUCUUCCGAUCGGGUGCCGGGGCGUUUAUUUUCGUCCAGUAUUGAAUCUUUUAAAGCGAUUCUUACUGUAAGCCUCGGCUCUUACAAGAGUGCGUGGGAAAUCAUUGCGGCUGGGAAUCGAGGAAUUCUUUUGAGAGGAUUCGCUUCUGUUUCUGAGGAGGAGGUUCGUGAUUGAGGAAGUUCUUUAGCUUUUGUAGUCGCUUCGGAGGGCUUUUGUGCUCACGAAAUUGUGUCGAGGAUCGGGCUGAGAGAGUGCAGAGAGAUUUGGUUUUAGGUUGCUAACCCCUUGAUCGGUACGGUCUUUGGGUUCGAAACGAGGCUGGAGAAGUAAAAUAAGUGAGGGAGGCUUUAUUCUAGUGUUGAUGUUGUGGGGGUUCGGGAGGUGAAAAGGAAUUGAUAAUAAGAGAGUGAAGAAUUUCGACGUGCUGGGCUUUACCCGCAGCAGUACAUGCGAUUGAGGUGAUGGAUGAUUAUACGACCAUGAGACGAGGCUGAAACAGGAAGUCUGAUCGAGUUUACUAAUUUGUAAUUUGGCGAAAGGACAUUGAUGAAGAUGGUUGAAAGUGCGUAAUUAGAGGCCGAGGUGUGAUUGCCUAGUGGUCAGGGAUUUUUUGAAUUGUGGUGCUCACUGGAUUCUUCUAGACAGAAGUUUGGCUAUGGCGAAGUGCAGAGACAAGAUUUUUGGCGAACUCACAGAAAUGGAUAUCAGAGAUACUGGGCUGUCACCUUCUAAGGCCGAAUUGUUUUGCAAGAACCUCAUAAGAAUCGUACAAAGUACUCAGGGUUCAGUGAAUUUGUGGAUCAAGAUAUCGCAGGCGCUGCUCACUCCAGCCCAUCCUUUUGCCUUGCACCGGCUGCUCUAUCAUACUACCUACAAGAAUUGGAAUAGCGAGCUGCUUGGGCCUCCUCCUGCAUGGACUCCUGCCUUGGAGGAUGCGAAGCUCACCAACAUUGGUCGCAUAUUGGUAGCACGCGGGGCCGAGCUUCUUGCCUCUUACAAAGAUCCAAUUGCAAGCUUCAAUGACUUUUACCAGCUAUCCGUGGAGAAGCCUGAGGUCUAUUGGGAUAUUGUUCUGAAGGAGCUCGGCCUUAAGUUUCACGAACGCCCCUCUUGCAUACUUAAGAGCGACGAAACAAAUUUUCUUGGUGAGCCUUGUCCAGGGGGGAGGUGGUUGCCAGGAGCAAUUCUGAACGUCGCCGAAUGCUGCCUUCAACUUGAUAGCGAAGAAAGGGGUCGAGAGAUAGCAGUUAUGUGGAGAAAUGAAGGUCAGGAUGACUCUCCAAUCAGUUGCCUGACGAUGGCAGAGCUUCGAGAACGGGUCUGUCGAGUCGCAAAUGCCUUGGAAGGAGCAGGCUUUAGAAAGGGAGAUGCCAUUGCUAUAAACAUGCCUAUGGACGUUCAUGCAGUCAUUAUUUACUUGGCUGUUAUUCUUGCCGGAUGUGCGGUAGUGUCAAUAGCUGACAGCUUUGCACCUUCUGAGAUCGCUAGUCGUCUGAAGAUAUCUAAAGCAGAGGGUAUUUUUACACAGGAUGUAAUUCUGCGAGGUCAAAGGACUCAUCCGCUAUACAAUCGAGUCGUAGAGGCAAAUGGACCACGAGCCAUUGUGUUGCCUGCUCGGGAUGAUGGGAUUCAAGUUGUUCUUCGCGAAGGAGACAUGACAUGGGAUAAAUUCUUAGAGUUGACUUCCACAGUGGACAGGCCAGAUGAUUUCAAUGCGGUAGCAAUGAAUAUUGACGACACGUCCAAUAUCCUCUUUUCAUCAGGAACUACAGGGGAUCCGAAAGCAAUACCUUGGACGCAUGCAACUCCUAUCAAGGCUGCAGCUGAUGCCUGGGCACAUCAUGAUAUCCGACACAGAGAUGUGGUGGCAUGGCCUACCAAUUUGGGCUGGAUGAUGGGGCCUUGGCUCAUCUAUGCUGCUCUCUUGAAUCGGGCGUCAAUAGCCCUCUACAACGGUGCACCACUUGGAUACGGCUUCGCGAAAUUCGUGCAGGAUGCAAAAGUUACUAUGCUGGGGCUUGUUCCAAGCAUUGCGAAAGCUUGGAGAAACACUCAGGUUGUACACGGCUGUGACUGGUUCCAUCUGCGGUGCUUCAGUUCCUCUGGUGAAGCGUCAAACGUGGACGAUUACUUAUGGUUGAUGAGUCAAGCAAAAUACAAACCUAUCAUAGAGUAUUGCGGGGGAACUGAAAUUGGUGGGGGUUUCGUCACAGGAUCAAUGUUACAGCCUCAAACUUUGUCAGCGUUUAGCACGCCUGCUAUGGGUUGCAAGAUUGUAAUACUUGAUGAUCGUGGGCAACCUCUGCCAUCAGAUCUACCAGCCACUGGAGAGUGUGCAUUGGACCCAUCGAUCUUUGGAUCAUCAACACGUUUGCUGAAUGCAAGCCACUACAAUGUUUAUUACAAAGGGAUGCCACAGGUUCAAGGAAAGAUCCUAAGAAGGCAUGGUGAUGAGAUUGAACGUACUGUAGGCGGUUAUUACCGUGCACAUGGUCGCGUGGACGACACAAUGAAUUUGGGAGGGAUCAAGGUAAGCUCUGUGGAAAUUGAGAGAGUAUGUAACGCUGCUCACGAAGACGUUCUAGAGACUGCUGCUGUUGGCGUGCCUCCUGCUGGUGGAGGACCAGAGCAACUACUAAUAGUACUGGUUUUGAAAGAUAGUAGAAAAGCUAUUUCUUUGGAGGACCUGAAGAAGGUUUUCAAUGCAGCAAUUCAAGCAAAGCUGAAUCCUUUGUUUAAGGUGAAUGCAGUGGGGAUUGCUCCUUCACUUCCUCGCACUGCCUCUAACAAGGUGAUGAGGCGGAUGCUUCGCAGCCAAUACGGACCAGUCACUUGUCCAAAAAAAUCCAGUCUUUAAGUGUUGAAGCACAUGCUAUGAAAAGAGGUGAUCCUAUUGAUGAUUCAGCAGCAGCUCGAUAUGGUUGAAGUUUCUCCCUUGAAGCCCAAUCGCUAUGAACAGUGAAUGAUAAUUCAGGAAGGAAAUUUGAAUUUUUUUUCUUCACUAUUUCUUUUUGUUUUGGAGCGUGAGAGAUUCGAAACUCAUGGAAUCAGCAUUCAGUUUGCAAGGGAUAAGUAUCCAAAAAUUAGUCAUGAGGUGGAGUUUCUCCGAAAACUUUUCCUAUCGGACUGCAGCUAUCAUAAAUUCAUUAGUGUAAUCCAUAGUUUAUGGUACAGAUUCAUCACAUUUGUACCAAGCUACUAGUGUGAUAAGCGAUGGAUUUAGAACAGGCGCUUGUAUGAUGACAGCUUUCAAAUGUCACUGUGGUAGUAGAAAAUUGUUCUGUUGAUUACACAACCUGCUCCAGGCUAAGUUACGUCACCUUUCAAUUUUUGUACA
Molecule: messenger RNA, 3450 nt
Organism: Physcomitrium patens
Lineage: Eukaryota; Viridiplantae; Streptophyta; Bryopsida; Funariales; Funariaceae
Product: hexanoyl-CoA synthase
Source: RefSeq, a predicted model, not a curated record